Pteropus alecto (black flying fox) is the source of this 1587-nucleotide messenger RNA. RefSeq names its product CKLF like MARVEL transmembrane domain containing 3 (gene CMTM3). The annotation marks the transcript as partial. The record is from RefSeq and is a predicted model, not a curated record. Gene Ontology annotation, cellular component: membrane. NCBI's taxonomy places the organism in Eukaryota, Metazoa, Chordata, Mammalia, Chiroptera, Pteropodidae. The transcript is spliced from 4 exons.
CUUCUCCCUAUCCCCCAGGCUCUCUCAUUUAUCACCUUUGUCUGCUAUGUGGCAUCUUCAGCAUCCGCCUUCCUCACAGCACCCCUGCUGGAGUUCCUGCUGGCCCUCUUCUUCCUCUUUGCUGAUGCCAUGCAGCUGAAUGACAAGUGGCAGGGCUUGUGCUGGCCCAUGAUGGAUUUCCUACGCUGUGUCACAGCUGCCCUCAUCUACUUUGCCAUCUCCAUCACAGCUGUCGCCAAAUACUCAGACGGGGCUUCCAAAGCAGCUGGGGUGUUUGGCUUCUUUGCCACCAUUGUGUUUGCAAUUGACUUCUACCUGAUCUUUAACGAUGUGGCCAAAUUCCUCAAACAAGGGGACUCCACAGAUGAGACCACAGCCAACAAGGCGGAAGAAGAGAAUUCUGACUCAGACUCCGACUGAAGGCCUGCCCUGCCCUGGCAACCUGAGCCACGCGGGCCUUCACUCCUAUACUUCAGAUCCACUGGCCGGAGCGUGUGGCCAGGGGACUGGGUGUGUUGGGAUGGAGGUUGUGACUUCUCAAGCAGCAGCAGGAGUUGCUGGUGGAGUGGGCCUCCUCACAGCCCCAUGGUGACAUUUCCAAGCCCAGCAUACUAGACGGCGCCCCUUGGCUUAGCAUAUCUAACCACUCUGCAUGGGAGGGCAUCGUGAAUAUUUUGCUACUCCUUCUCCUUUCUGUCCCACAGACCUUAAAGCCCAGUAACCUCUCUGCCAAAAAUAAGCACAAAAGGACAAAGCACAUACAGCCUUGUGACCCCCACUGCAGGAAGCAUUUCAUGCUGGCGGUGGGGGGCAGUGGGACAGGACACAGGACAACAGACAAGUAAGACAGAAACCACCAUGGGGCCAAGUGCCAACCCGCCACGCCCCAGUGGCUUUUGUUUGCUUUGGUGCCCCUGCUCAUGCCAGGCACUUUGUCGAGAAUGAUCCUUCCAAGAUUCUUUGGUUCAAGGAGCACCAGUUCCCUUUUCAUUCUUGAAGCAGAGAGAAAACUGACCUUUGCCCUAUCAUCUAGGAGAGAGUGGGUCUUGGUGCCCAUAUCUGACACCUCACAUCCUUGGAGAGCCUAUCUUCUUCAGGUGACAUGACUAAUCAGGGUCUAAGACUUUCAAAGAAAAGUUCGUAGACUAGCUUACCACGUCCAACAGAUUGAGGGUACCAAAAGAUGCAAUAGCAGUGCCCGCAUCCUAGGUAGCUGGGCAGGCCCAGCCACACCCUGUGUCCCUGGGGGCCCACUGGCAGGCAGCAGGCUCCUGGGAGCUCAGGACAAUGUGCUUCUAGACACCUGAGCAGGUCUCCUGACCACCUCGUUGAGAGGUGAAACGUGCCUUCUGUGUUCACCUGGGGACCUAUGCUGUAUAUAUCUGCAGUGGGAUUUUUUAACUUUAUAUAAGUUUUUUUUUUAUAUAAAAGCUGCUUCUUAAAUAGCAUUUCCUGUGACCCAAGAGGCCUUAUGAAUGAGCCAGAGAUCUGGACCCCUUUGGGGGCAUUUGUAACUUUUAUUCUUUUGCAUGUGAAUCUCCUACCCUGAAAAUAGCCAUAAUGGAUUAAACCAGACUGACUACCUAC